AUGCCCGUCCUGAAGAGAGAAACAGCCCAAGCCCACAGCCACUGCAGUAUGCUUCCGAAACUUCCUGUGCCAGACCUGCAGCACACACUGGACGCCUACCUGAGAUCCGUCAAACACCUCGUUUCUGAAAAGCAGUUUCAAAAAACAAAAGCUAUAGUGGAGACAUUCGGCAAGCAUGGAGGUGUUGGAGAAAGGCUGCAAAAACUGCUGCUGGAGAAAAGAGAAAAUACAGAGAAUUGGGUGUUCGACUUCUGGCUGGAAGACAUGUAUCUGAAGAACAGACUGGCGCUUCCCGUGAACUCCAGUCCUGCGUUGGUCUUCCCCAAACAACCCUUCAGAGACGUGAAAGACUCUCUGGUGUUUGCUGCUCGUCUUAUUCUAAGUGUUUCUCAAUACAAGGCAGCGGUGGACGGGAAGACUCUGCUGGUGGACGUCGCUCGUGGUCAGAAGGCCGACACACCGCUCUGCAUGGAUCAGUACAAGCGUCUCUUCUGCUCUUACAGACGGGCCGGACUCAAACUGGACACGCUCAUCACCGCGGACAGCACGUCUGACACAGGACACGUCAUUGUGGCCUGUAAAAAUCAGUUCUUUGCGCUGAAUCUGAAGGAAGGAAGCUGUAAACUGAACGAGGCAGAUGUUCGGGGUCAGCUGGAGUGGAUCUAUGAGCAGACGCUGAGCGCUGAGCAGAAGCAGCCGGACAUGGGACUGCUGACCGCCGCGGGCCGGACGGACUGGGCCCGGGCCAGAGACCAGCUGCUCAAAGAUCCAGUGAACAGAGAGUCUGUGGAGCUGAUGGAGCGCUGCGUGUGUGUCGUCUGUCUGGAUGAUCCUGCAGGACUCGAACCCAGCGACGCCAACAGAGCUGCACUGAUGCUCCACGGAGGAGGACAUGAUAAAAACGGGGCGAACCGCUGGUACGACAAACCCCUGCAGUUUGUGGUCGGUGCAGACGGUGUUUGUGGGGUCGUGGGUGAACACUCCCCGUUCGAGGGCAUCGUUCUGGUGGAGUGCACUGAACACCUGCUGAAGAACAUACGGAACAGCUCCUGGACGCAGAGCUCCGGUCGGACAGCGUCUGAACUUCCUCAUCCACGCAGAUUACUGUGGAAGUGUUCCCCUCAGGUUCAAUACAUACUGGCUUCUGCUGCGGAUCACCUGCACAGACUCGUGAGAAAUCUUGACAUGAACGUUUUCACGUUUGCGGUUUAUGGGAAGGAGUUCAUCAAGCAGCAGAAGAUGAGUCCAGACGCGUUCAUACAGCUGUCUCUACAGCUGGCCUUCUUCAGAUGUCACAGAAGACUCGUGUCCACCUACGAGAGCGCUUCUCUCCGUCGUUUCCGACAGGGACGUGUGGACAACAUCCGCUCCAGCACUCCUGAGGCGCUGGCGUUCGUGAAGGCCAUGACAGACAGAGGAACAUCUGCUCAGGAGAAGAUGGAGAAGCUGCGAGCGGCUGUAGAUGCUCAGAGUAAAAUCACAGUUCUGGCCGUCACGGGGAUGGGGACAGACAAUCACUUACUAGGACUACGUGAAACUGCCAAGGAGAUGAACAUGGAGACACCAGACAUUUUCUCUGAUGAAACGUACCACAUCAGUACCCACUUCAUCUUGUCAACUAGUCAGGUUCCCACCGCAGAGGAGAUGUUCUGCUGCUACGGUCCGGUGGUUCCUGACGGUUACGGCGUGUGUUAUAACCCACGGCCCGCUCACCUGCUGUUCUGUGUGUCCAGCUUCAGAGAGAGUAAGGAGACUUGUUCAGGGCUGUUUGUGAAAGCGCUGGACGAGGGACUGCAGGACAUGAGGAUCCUGUGCACUAAACACACCGACCACAGGAACACACCACACACACCAAAAUAGAAGCAUCACGCUUUCAUAUCUUCAGCACGACCUGUAAACUGUUACUCUGCUAGUGUUCACUCUUCAGAGGAGUGUGUGUGUGUGUGUGUGUGUGUCCAUUACAUACAUAUACUGGAUACUGGCAUGUACACACACACACACACACACAUAAAUAGAUCAAUAAUACAAUUAGCAUGGUAACAUAUUUAGAUACCUGUACUUUUAAAAUAGUUAUUUAUGUAUAAAUAAGCUUACAUGAGUUCGUGAGUAGUCUGUAAAAGUGCUUUUUAAGACAAGUUCUGCUAAUAUCUCCAUGACUAAUGAAACACUCACAUACAGUACAUGUAAAUGUACAGUAUACUUUACAUACUAGAAGAAAUGUUGCAUUUAAAUAACGUAUAGUUCAGUUAACUUCAUAUGAAUUUGAAUAACUGUGUGAAAGCACAGAAUGUGUAGAAAUACUCGUUUAGGUGAACUGUGUUUAUUGGAGUGGAUAUAAUGUCUGUGCAUUAUGUGAUGUGCUCAAACAUCUAACUAUAGGGAUUUAAAAUAUGUAUUUUAAAAUGUGCAAUAAAUUCAGUGAACGUGCAGUAAGUGAAAUGCUGUGAGGUAGUUGCACUAGGGACAUAUGAACUAAUAAUCAUCACUAAUAUGAACUCCUGACUCCUGAAUAAAUAUUGUCCUGGUUGUUGUUUCACUUGUUUGUUAUUUAUAGUAUGUAAUGAUGUCUGCUGCAUUCUUCUUUACUGUCUGUCAGAUUAAUAAAUGUCUUAAAAUGUAUUUUUUGUAAGUUCUGUGCAUUUUACUUGUGUGUACUUUUUUUUGCCACUGUAUGUUAUUUUAUUAGUGUGUGUCAGUAAAUUAUGGUGUAUGGAAUAAAAAUUAAUUAAAUAUAAAUAAAUUAUAAUUAUAAUUAAAUAAACUGGAUUUUAUUGCACUACUGAUAAAG
Molecule: messenger RNA, 2788 nt
Organism: Carassius gibelio (silver crucian carp)
Lineage: Eukaryota; Metazoa; Chordata; Actinopteri; Cypriniformes; Cyprinidae
Product: choline O-acetyltransferase-like
Exons: 14
Coding region: 1-1860 (619 amino acids)
Biological process (GO): acetylcholine biosynthetic process; neuromuscular synaptic transmission
Cellular component (GO): neuron projection; cytoplasm
Molecular function (GO): choline O-acetyltransferase activity
Source: RefSeq, a predicted model, not a curated record